AUGGUCCAAGCAGCAAUUGAUGGGGUCUACGCCGACCCUUUCUUUACGUCUUAUCCUAACCAACCAGACUCGUUUGAUAGAAGGCUUCGUGCAAACAUUCAGAGAAUUCUCGAGUUCUACUCUGGAAGAAUGUGCCUCAGCGGCCAUGCUCUGGAAGUGGUGGAGGAUGACAAGAAACCAACGCGGAGCGCACCUUCCACAUAUGUCAUGAGAAGCGUGUAUCUGGAAUUAGUCAAGAAACUCAUGGCCGAAUGCAGAGGCCGCGAGCUGCCAGGGAGUUUCAACCCUCUCGUGGUAGGGGACCUAUUCAGUCGACAGUGCAAGCCUUGGGAAAACAUCACUCAGAAACUAGCUGAGGAAGUUCACGAAGCUGCCAUGACUACUUUCAAUAAAAUGCUGUUUCAGAUUUGCGACGAAAACACCAGGUUUCGCCUCAUGAAUGGCCUCAUCCAACCUUCUUUACACAGCCUUCGAAACGGCUUGAAAGAUAAGCUAGAUGAGCUGCUACAACCGCACUUGUCGAAUCAUCCAAUUACCUACGACAAAUACCUGACCGAAACGGUGCAAAAGAUUCAAGGUGAACGUUAUGAUCGAGCUUUUGACGAUAUGUGUCAAAAGACAUCCGGGAUUACACCGAACAAAUUAGCGGUAGAAAAUCUGACAAACAUGUCAUUGCGUAAAAUGCUCCUGACCCUGAAGGACGGUAUGCGCCCAAACGUAGAAGACUAUUCCGUUUCUCUCGCUGCUGAUGUCGCCGCCGCAUACUACAAGGUAGCUCUCAACAAAUUCAUCGACGACGUCAGCGUGAACGCUGUAGAAACCUGUCUCAUUCAGCGCCUACCAGAUGUGUAA
Messenger RNA from Glarea lozoyensis ATCC 20868, 852 nucleotides. RefSeq lists its product as uncharacterized. The transcript has 2 exons. NCBI's taxonomy places the organism in Eukaryota, Fungi, Ascomycota, Leotiomycetes, Helotiales, Helotiaceae. The record is from RefSeq and is a predicted model, not a curated record. The coding region runs from base 1 to 852 and encodes 283 amino acids.